ACCAAUUUCCUAACUCGUUUUCUUCCCCCCCGAAAGCUCCUCUACCAGCACGGCUCACAAUACUCUACCGUCACCAUGUCCAUCGCCACCCUCUCCCUCGCUGCCACCACCAUCUUCCUCCCCCUCCUCCUCCUCCUCCUCUUUCUCAUCCGCGGUCGCCACCGCCUCCAUGCCGCACUGAACCUCCCGCUCCCGCCGGGCCCCCGUGGCUGGCCCCUCCUCGGCGUUCUCCCCCUCCUCCGCCCCCUCCCCCACGCCGCCCUCGCCUCCCUCGCCAAGCGCUACGGCUCCAUCAUGUACCUCAAGCUCGGCACCAGCGGCUUCGCCGUCGCCUCCUCCCCCGCCGCCGCCCGCGCCUUCCUCCACACCCACGACCUCCUUUUCGCCGACCGCCCCCUCAACGCCGCCGCCCGCCACAUCUCCUACGGCGGCCAGGACCUCGUCUCCGCCGACUACGGCCCGCUAUGGAAGCUCCUCCGCCGUCUCUCCAUCACCCACCUCCUCGGCCCGCGCCCCCUGGUCCAGUGGGCCCCGGCCCGUCUUUCCGAGUCGGCCCUCAUGGUCCGGUCCGUCCUCGACCUGAGCCGUCUCGGCGAGCCGGUCCGGGUCCAGGAAGCGGCGAUGGUCGCUCUGGCUAAUAUGCUGGGGCUCGCGAUGCUGAGCCGGCGGGUGUUCGACUCGUACGGGGCCGAGUCGAGCGAGUUCAAGAGGGUGGUCUCGGAGUGGAUGAAGCUGUCGGGGAUGGCCAACCUAGGGGACUUCAUACCGUCCAUUAAGUGGCUGGACGUGCAGGGGAUCGACCGUCGGUUGAAGAGUCUGCACGCAAGGUUCGACGCGCUGAUGACUCGGAUGCUGAGGGAGCACGCCGACACGGCAGGCGAGCGGGAGGGAAGGCCGGACUUCGUGGAUUAUCUCCUGGCCAGUAGCAAGAGCUCGGAAAGUGAGGUGGUGGUGUCUGAUACGAACAUCAAGGGACUCGUUUUGGAUAUGUUCAUUGCUGGAACAGACACGUCCUCGGUUUCGAUCGAAUGGGCAUUUGCUGAAUUGUUGAAGAACCGUUCCAUCCUCAAGCGUGCACAACUCGAAUUAGACAAUGUAAUCGGUAGAGACCGCAAGCUUGAAGAAUCCGACAUACCGAAGCUUCCAUACCUUCAAGCAAUAUGCAAAGAAGCACUUCGAAUGCACCCUUCUACACCUCUGAGCCUCCCACACUUAUCCAACCAAGCAUGCAAAGUUGAUGGUUUCUACAUCCCUGAAGGAACCAGGCUCUUGGUCAAUAUUUGGGCCAUUGGGAGGGACCCUGACAUAUGGGAGAACCCCCUUGAGUUCAAUCCUGAUAGGUUCUUAAGUGGUAAGGGUGCCAAUAUAGACCUACAAGGCACUGACUUUGAGCUAAUGCCAUUUGGAGGUGGAAGAAGGAUUUGUGUUGGUAAAAGUGUGGGGAUCCUCUUUGUGCAGUACCUCUUAGGCACAUUGUUGCACUCUUUUGAUUGGAUGAUACCUGAUGGAGAGGAGCUUGACAUGGAAGAGGCACCGGGCCUUGUGCUUCAGAAGAAUGUGCCUCUUAUUGCUUUGGCGAGCCCUCGUCUAGCACCUACUGCAUACGUUUGACAAAGGUAUUUGAUCUUUACUCUUAUAAUGGUCUUCCCGGUGUCGAGUAUGGCUUGGUAUUAUCAAUAUGAAAUGCGUACGUGCAGCCUUAUAUGUCAAGCUGCAUGGAUAUGUUGUGAUAUGUUUGACUGCUACAAUAUGAUGUAUGGUCUCUUGUAUAAGUAUGGAGCUAUCUCAUAAUCUAUUUCCUUCUGAAUCA
Elaeis guineensis (African oil palm) is the source of this 1810-nucleotide messenger RNA. Lineage: Eukaryota; Viridiplantae; Streptophyta; Magnoliopsida; Arecales; Arecaceae. The record is from RefSeq and is a predicted model, not a curated record.